Molecule: messenger RNA, 1876 nt
Organism: Micromonas pusilla CCMP1545
Lineage: Eukaryota; Viridiplantae; Chlorophyta; Mamiellophyceae; Mamiellales; Mamiellaceae
Exons: 1
Coding region: 32-1153 (373 amino acids)
Molecular function (GO): RNA binding
Source: RefSeq, a predicted model, not a curated record
CGCUCGCUCCUCGUCCGCGCGCGCGCCAGGGAUGGCGUCUCUCGGGUUCUUCGGCGCGGGCGCUGUGGACGUGUCCGAUAGCUCGGACUCCGACGCCGAGGAGGAGCCGCCGCGCGAGGAGGCCGCGGACGCGACGAAGGCGGACGGCGCGAAAGACGCCGACGACGACGGCACCGCGAAGAAGGACGACGACGACGACGCCGACGACGAUUCGAAGAAGCCGUCGUCCUCCGGGCUGCCGUCGUUCCUGGAGGUCAUGAAGAACACCGAGGGCGUCGCGCCGUCGUUCACCCGCGAGGGCGCGAUGCUCGCGAACGACGGGAAGCCGCUCGACGCGAGAGUCGCGAAGGUGGCCGCGAACGCGCACGGCGGCGAUCGCGCGGGGUUCGCCGGCUUCGCGGGGGCGAAAAUCCCGGACGGCCCGCUCGUGGCGAGCGUCGACCUGGGCGUGACGCGCGUGCGCGAGAUCCCCCCGAGGGUUGCGGACCGGCUCUACGGCGACAACGGCCGCGGCCUGACGGAGAUGCGCCUCCAGACGGGCGCGAGGCUCACGCUGCCGCCGCCGGAUGACUUUCGCACCGAAGACGAAGCCCCUCGGCGGGUGAUCAUCUCCGGAUCGAUCGAAGCGGUGAACGCGUGCGUGGACGAGAUCGAGGACAUGGUGCGACAGGAUAAGCUUUCGAUGACGAAGAACGUGAUAUGCCCCGCGCACUGCGUCGGGACCGUCAUCGGCGCCGGCGGGUUCUCCAUCAAAUCCAUACAGAAAGAGACCGGGUGCGUGGUGAAGAUUCUCGGGGACUUUGGUCGCGGCGGGCCGAUGACGGACGAACAGAUUCGCGCGAUGAGCUCGACGCAGGGGGGCAUCGAUCGGUACGGCGUCGCGACGGACGCGCCGGAGCGCGUCGUCACCGUGAAAGGGCCGCCGAAGAUGGUGCAGAAGGCGGUGCAAAUGGUCCAGGCGCGGAUCGACAUGGCGUUGCGAGAGAGCGGGUGGGUGACGCGAGAUAGUUUGAAGCGCGAGCGGGAGGAGAGGGCGAUGUUCGGCAAAGGGGCGAAAAAGAAGGCGGCGACGACGGAGUACGGCGACGCGGACGAGUGGGAGAUACCGGAGGAAAACACCGCGGUGGAAGAAGUGCGAGACGUGGAUGAGUAGCUAGUUUUUUAGUUCUAUGACAACAGCGCCGGCGGCGGUCUAACCGAGCCCGGUGUUUUCGUAUCUCGACAAUCGCCUCAUGUUGUCGUCCAUCUCCCACAUCGCCUUCGCUUUCGGCGCGCGCGGGUCGUGCGGGUCCAGCAUAGAAACCGCCCCCGCGGCGUCCGGGGCGUCGUUCACGGCCGCCUUUGCGUUCACGUUCGCCGCCUCCUCCUCUUCCUUCGCUCUCUUCGCGGCGGCGAGCUUCGCGGGAAUCGACGCGUCGCGCCCCGCGCCGCCCCUCGGCGCCAUCGGCGGCGCGGCGAGGUACGCGUCGUCGUCGUCGUCGUCGUCGAUCGUCUUGCGGCGCGUCGCGCCCGCGCCGACGUUCUGACGCUUCAUCGCCGCGGUGAGGUUCGGGACGACGGAUAAGUCGUCGAGAAGCGCUUCCUUUCGCGCGCGCUCCUCCUCCGCCGGGUCGCGGGUCCUCCCUCGCGCCGCCAUCGCGUGCGCGUCCAGCCGCGCGUCGUACCCGGUCGCGACGUCCCUCGCAGCCGCGAGGUUCGCGACGCCGAGCGACGGCACGCGCUGGCGCCGCGGCGCGGUCCCGGCGACGCCGCCCGCGGUCGUGACCGCGCGCAAGAGCUUGUCCGGAUUUUGCGUCAGCUCCGCGCGUCGCCGCGCCUCCGCUUGCCUCCUCUCUUCGAUCAGACGCGCGUUCACCGCGUCCGCGGUCUCGUGCCC